AUGCGGCCGCUCGUCGGGUUCCUGUUGGUUUUGGGGACAGCUACGGCGGGCCUGUAUUGGUUGUCGGCGCGGCUGCCCGGAGAGCCCCGCGCGGGAAGUGGGCUACUAAAGUUUCCUUCAGACCUAGAAGAACUCCAAGAGCUUGCACAGUUUCUACAAUACUAUAACAGAGAGCACUAUGCAUAUGUGCUGCUGCUGUUCUGCAGUGCCUACCUGUAUAAGCAGUGCUUCGCCAUCCCUGGUUCAAGCUUUCUGAACAUCCUUGCUGGGGCUCUCUUUGGACCUUGGAUGGGUCUCCCACUGUGCUGUGCCUUGACUUCAGUGGGUGCUACUUGUUGCUAUGGACUGUCCAACAUCUUCGGAAAACAAUUUGUCAUCAACUAUUUUCCUGAUAAAGUAGCUGUGCUUCAAAGAAAGGUGGAAGAGAACAGAAGUUCCUUGUUUUUCUUCUUGUUGUUUCUGAGGCUGUUCCCUAUGUCCCCAAAUUGGUUUCUGAAUCUCACAUCUCCCAUCCUGAACAUCCCUGUGACUCAGUUUUUCUUCUCUGUUUUCUUAGGUCUUAUGCCAUACAACUUCAUCUGUGUUCAGACAGGCUCAAUCCUUUCACAGAUCAACUCCCUUGAUGCCAUUUUCUCCUGGAGCACUUUACUCAAGAUGCUGGCUAUAGCCAUGAUGGCAUUAAUUCCUGGAACUAUCAUUAAGAAAUUCAGUCAAAAGCAUCUGAACCUGGACAAAAGCGACAAGAGUGUUCAUGUGCUCAAUGGAUGGAAGCUCAAUUAAAUAGA
Messenger RNA from Euleptes europaea (tarantolino), 785 nucleotides. It is a transcript of the gene TMEM41A, whose product is annotated as transmembrane protein 41A. The transcript is spliced from 5 exons. NCBI's taxonomy places the organism in Eukaryota, Metazoa, Chordata, Lepidosauria, Squamata, Sphaerodactylidae. Bases 1 to 780 code for a protein of 259 amino acids. The record is from RefSeq and is a predicted model, not a curated record.